AUGAAUAUAGCCCUUAGUCCAUUAAGAUCAUUAUUAGUUCAUCAAUCAUUGAUUUUAUCUGGAUUUUUUCCAAGACAUAUGAAUAAUGUUAAUAGACAUGUUUUAUAUAAAAACAAGUGUUGCUAUCUAUCUACUGUUUCAGAUAUCUUUGAUCAAACACUUGAUAAAGUACCAAAAGCUAAGAAAAAUAUGAUAAUUUAUAAAUCGCCAUGUAUCAAGACAUCAUUAAAAAAACUUACAAAGAUAUCUAGACAAAUUGCAGGAAAAAAACUAGAAGAUGCCAUUUUACAAAUGGAUUUCAGUAAAAAAAAAGCAGCAAGAGAGGUUGCUAAAACAUUAAAAAAUGCGCGUACAAGGGCUAUAAAUAGCAAGUUAGAUGAAAACACAUUAUUUAUUGAUCAAUCAUGGGUUGGAAAAGGUGUUUAUAUUAAGCAAUUAUGGUUUAGAGGAAGAGGAAGAAUGUCAAUACGAAGAAGGCCACGAACACACAUAAAAAUAAUUGUAAAAGACAUUGCUACAUUAAAACAACGAGAAAUAAAAGAAAAAAAAAGGAAAGAAUGUAAACCUGUAUGGGUACCUCUUCCGAACAAGCAAAUCUAUAAUAAAGCUAUUGGAUUUACAUGUUAAUACAAUAUAUUUAAGUUGUUAUGUGAUAUUAUUUUCCUAAAACAUCGUGACAAAAUCCUUCACUAAAUGAACUCAGUUGUGUAAAAAUUUUUUCAAAAUCUUCUAUUCCUCCCUAGAUUAAAUUUAAUUAAAAUAUAUAUAAAAAUUAUUCUUCUACAUAAUAAGGAUCAUAUACAAUCCUUUCCUCAUUCUUCAUUCCAUAGUCUCCAAAUAGUUUUACUAAUAUAUAUUAAAUGUAAAAAAAUAAAAAAUAUAGUAUAUACUUUUUGCAUGGCAAUUUUUAGGACGUUUAUAAUUAACAUCUUCUAAGUUUGAAAUAUCCAUCACAAGAAUAUAAUCAAAUUUCUGGAAAUCAUCCUUGCAUAAUUGUCUAGCUUGAAUCAGGUCUUGAACCAAUAUGAUAUGCUAUACAAGAAAAAUGUCAAAUAACAUAAAUAAAAUAUAUAAAUAUAAAACCAGAGGUUCCACAGCUAUCAAUUAAACCAAAUUUAUCUUGAAGAUUAUGUUUUGCAACAUAAUUUGCAAAAACA
Messenger RNA from Pneumocystis murina B123, 1157 nucleotides. RefSeq lists its product as hypothetical. Gene Ontology annotation, molecular function: structural constituent of ribosome. The transcript has 4 exons. Gene Ontology annotation, cellular component: mitochondrial large ribosomal subunit; ribosome. Gene Ontology annotation, biological process: translation; ribosome assembly. The coding region runs from base 1 to 627 and encodes 208 amino acids. The record is from RefSeq and is a predicted model, not a curated record. NCBI's taxonomy places the organism in Eukaryota, Fungi, Ascomycota, Pneumocystomycetes, Pneumocystales, Pneumocystaceae.